AUGCAUAAAGUGUCAUUCAAGGUGGACGUGUUUGUCUUACCUCUCGGUGGAAUUGAUAUUGUCUUAGGCGUUCAAUGGUUGGAAACGUUGGGCAUAAUUCAUUGGAAUUUUGCCAACCUUUGGAUGAGCUUUCCUAAGGAGGGUGGUGACGAGAGGAUCACAUUGACAACCAUGGGUUCUAGUGUUAAACCACGGGCAGCCCUCAAGGCGUUAGUAGCUCAACAGCCCGCUUAUUGGUUGGUGGCUAUGGCCACGGAUGUGCCAGCCAAGAAAGAACCGAAAGAGGUAGUCCCACCUGAAAUUCAACAUGUGUUGGAUGACUUCACCGACCCAUUUGAAGAGCCAACCGAAAUCGAAUGUUUGGUGAAGGAAAUGAUAGAAGGAGGGAUCAUGAGGCCGAGUGCCAGCCCUUUCUCCUCCACGGUCCUCCUUGUGAAGAAGAAGGAUGGAUCGUGGCGUUUUUGCAUUGACUAUAGGGCACUCAAUGAUGCUACCAUUAAGGAUCGUCAUCCAAUCCCGGUGAUAGAUGAAUUAUUGGAUGAACUUGCCGGGUCCUCCAUCUUCUCAAAGCUAGACCUACGUGUUGGGUAUCACCAAAUAAGAAUGGAGGAAAGGGAUAGGGCUGAGAGGAUUUUUGGGCUCACGGGGUAUUACCGGAGGUUUAUACAAGGGUAUGGGACGAUAGCUUCACCCUUGACAAAAAUGUUGAAGAAGGGUUUGUUUGCUUGGACCGACCAGUCCCGGAAGGCCUUCGAUCAGUUGAAGGCAGCUAUGCUAGCAGCCCCGGUGCUAACGCUUCCCGAUUUCACGAAGGAAUUCUUGGUGGAGACCGACGCAAGUGACACGGGUGUGGGAGCCGUCCCUAGUCAGUCUGGCCACCCGAUAGCCUUUAUCUCCAAGGCUCUUAUGCAAAGAGCAAAGCCACUUUCCACAUACGAAAAGGAGCUUCUAGCCAUCGUGAUGGCCGUGAAAAAGUGGCAUCCCUACUUGAUUGGUCGGAGGUUUAAGGUGAGGACCGACCACAAUAGCCUAUGUUACAUGAUGAAACAAAGGGUUUCCACUCCAACGCAACAACGGUGGUUAGCCAAGCUCCUUGGCUAUGAUUUUGAGAUUGAAUACAAACGUGGGGAUGAUAACACGGCUGCGAACUCCCUCUCACGCCUUAGUGAGCAGCUUAUGACAUUAUCGGUUUUGGAAACCGACCUUUGGGACAAGAUUCAGACAGCCCAAUGGAAAGAUGAGAGCCUUUGGCUGUUGACGGUAUCUCUCCAACAACACCCGGGCUCCAUACCUUUAUACAGCCUAAAAGGAGGCCUAUUGUGUCGCAAGGGCAAGGUCGUAAUACCGAAAUGA
This is a messenger RNA of Nymphaea colorata (pocket water lily), 1353 nucleotides long. RefSeq lists its product as uncharacterized. The record is from RefSeq and is a predicted model, not a curated record. Lineage: Eukaryota; Viridiplantae; Streptophyta; Magnoliopsida; Nymphaeales; Nymphaeaceae. The coding region runs from base 1 to 1353 and encodes 450 amino acids. The transcript has 3 exons.